GCUGGGGCUGGUCCGGCUCGACUCUGUUCCCUUGGCAACGCAGUACACAAACGCGAACCUGAGCAGCGCGCGCGAUGUGCUUUUACAAAGCGGAGACACUGUUUCACUACUCCUUUGGAACAUGUCAACCGAAGAAGAUCUUCCCUCACUACCAUCCUCCAAACUAUUUGGGGAACAAGUUUGUCCCUUUGAGGGGAGAGCCCCACAGAGGGCCUGGAUGUUACAUAACAGAAAAUAAUAUGUAUGACUUGGUAUACAACCUCUCUAAGAUCCCGACCAGUAAAAAAGGAUAUGCUUUUGGAGCCAGAACAGCCGUGAGGUUUAAGCCAAUCAGCAAGGUCAGAAGUGGCUGCGUGUGCUUACAUUUUAGUGUGAUCCAUGUUGUUGCAUGUUUUGCAUGGGAGAGCAAAGGGCAGAGAGUGGAGGUUACCCCUGGCACAUACAACCCAGAAAUAAAGCCAUCUCCCAAAAUCAACUGGCCAAUGAAAUUUGGAUCUCCAGACUGGACUCAAGUUCCAUGUCUACAGAAAAGAACCUUCAAAACUGAGUCUCCCUUGAGGAUUGAGGAAAACUUCUCUAGAAGACAUGCUGGCUCUGACCGACAGCGAAGUGAGCAGUUUCAUGGCAGAGAGGGACGCACAUAAUCCACACUAGAAAACAUCGGUGUGGGCUAGAUACAACA
Messenger RNA from Hipposideros armiger (great roundleaf bat), 682 nucleotides. RefSeq names its product ciliary microtubule associated protein 3 (gene CIMAP3). Lineage: Eukaryota; Metazoa; Chordata; Mammalia; Chiroptera; Hipposideridae. The transcript has 5 exons. Gene Ontology annotation, biological process: regulation of cell projection organization. The record is from RefSeq and is a predicted model, not a curated record. The coding region runs from base 75 to 644 and encodes 189 amino acids. Gene Ontology annotation, molecular function: cytoskeletal protein binding.